Postia placenta MAD-698-R-SB12 is the source of this 3576-nucleotide messenger RNA. RefSeq lists its product as hypothetical. The coding region runs from base 1 to 3576 and encodes 1191 amino acids. NCBI's taxonomy places the organism in Eukaryota, Fungi, Basidiomycota, Agaricomycetes, Polyporales, Adustoporiaceae. The record is from RefSeq and is a predicted model, not a curated record. The transcript has 9 exons.
AUGUCAUCUCCAUAUUUCUACGCCCCGAUGCCUGGCGACACAGCGACCAACUACUUAUUGUUAUCCAACGCGGAGACAGACAAAAGGAUCUACCCGCACUUCGUCCUCGAGAACGUUGCGUAUCGUCAGCAGGCAACCGGCAGUGCUUCAUACAACGGUCAUGGCCUUGCCAAGUCUAUGGACAGCUUCGAGCCUGAGGUACGACAGAGAUCUGUACACGAGGAUCUCUCAUCCAAUGGCAUUGCUCCUGUGGAGGCGGCGUGCGGAUCACACUCUGUACAGACACCCCACAAUAUGCCAACGAUAGAGAUGUUUUCGUGGCCCGCCCACUCUCAGUCUUAUGUAAAGACAAGCCCCACCAUCAAUGAGGGGGCUUGUACCACCUUGGGUCCUGAUCCUUUCGCCCACAUCGACCUAUCCAUCCUGGAGAUGAUAGCCUCGGGCUCUGGGAUAAACGAUUGCGAUGAGGAACCCUCGCGCUUCACAUCUACGGGGCAGGAAGUCUGCAACACUCAACACAUCAACAGCAUCAGCGAGGACGCCACAGAAUCGGAGGGACACGUUGGGGUAUCUCUCCUUGCCGAAUCCACGGCCCCUGCUUACCGACUCGCGCAGCCACGCGCACCUGCGAGAGGAAGGAAGGCAAGGAAAACACCACGGCGGCCCCGAGCACCUGCCGUUAAGGCAACGCGGCCCCAAGCGACGUCGAAGGGGACGCUCCGAUGCGAAAUGUGCGAUCGCGACAAAGACACAGGGUCGGAAGACUACGCACACCAAGCGUCCUUGAACCGGCACAUACGGACAUCACAUCUCGACCGGUCACGAUGGCAGUGCACCUUGUGUGACAAGUCAAUGGUCAGGAGCGACGCACUGGGCCGGCAUCUCAAAAGGCAGCACCACAUGCCCGAGGCGGACGCGAAAGCGGUCGUCGCACAUGCCAUCGUCAUUCCUUGGAUUGCUACUGUCUCUUCGACAUACAACAUGGGUCCCGGCAGCGGGAUCCGUAAUAGAGCGCGCGGCAAGGGCAAGUCGGUUGCUCCGCUGGUCAUUCAACUCCGUCGCCAGGCAGCCCAUGGGGAAUUGAGAAUCGAGAGGCCGCGGGCUCAGAGGAAGGAGGCCGAGGAUGAGCCACUGUAUCCGUUCCUCGCACUGCGCGGGGCUGCGAAAGCGGCGGCUGCGGCCAGUGAGGCAGACGCUCUCCCUCCGCGGACACCUGCAGGGACACGGAGGUUGGAGGUCGAGGUCGUCCGGACACUGUCGACUAUGAAUGGGCGGCACAAGGCACUGCGGAGGAAGACGCGACACGAGAUUGGAAGGCAAGAGGAGCACCAGUACGAUGAACAGGCGUGGCGGAGGUGCGCCUGGGAUGAGCAAGAGUCAGAGCAGACGGAUGAACGCGAGGGAACGGGAUCGGUGGUACCUGUGCAAGGAUGCAGUGUCAAGGUCAAGCACUCUGCGUCUGGAGCUAGUCGCAGUCGGCGAGGAUGGCGGAAGCUGCUCGGGCUGGUGGAGGGCGAUAUGAAGCGAGUGCCAAAGAGCUCUGUGACCAAGUUGAAGGGUGUUCGCGUGAAGCCCAAGUCUGCAUCCAAGGCCAUGCGGUCCGUCACAGCAGCAGAAGUCGAGCACCAGUCGAUGGUUCCUCAGCACAACGAAGAGCGUGUCCCGGUGGACGUCGCCCCGGCCUUCCCUGCCGACGAGAUUGAGCACCCCGUCGCACCGGUCGGUACAUCACUUGAGCACUCCACCGCUGCUUCUGUGGUCGAGGUCGAACCUGUGCAAGCAGCGAUGGCCGUAGAAGGGGAGCCGCACGAACGGGGCCUGCGAUUGGAGGAUUUUGCCUUUGACUUUGGCUCGUGUCCAGGGAUGCCAGCUGAACUCGUCGCAGCUCUGAACAUGCCUUCGCACGUCUUCACGGUGACAGAGGCGCAAGAGGUGCCUGCAACGGAAGGCCAGAUUACAGAGGCUACAGUCAUGGCCGUCGAUGCGGAGAUACUCUCACCAGAGCCGACUCGCGACACGUACGACACUUUCGUUGUGGAUAUGGAUACUAUCCACGCCGAGGCCUCGUCCAGCGCAGAGGAGGCGAUGGAGGACGUGUACACCACUGACGACGUGCUGGUCGAGAUGGCGUCUCCCGUUGUAUGUUCUACAGACCCAGCUCCUGUUGACGAGGACAGCGAUAUGCUGCAUGCAGAGGAAGAGGCUGUGGAGAUGGAGAUGGACGGCUUUGAGAGCGUGGCAGCUCCGCAGGCACUGCUUGCUCAGAUCGAGAUGUCUACUCAGAUUGCGGCCAACCCAUCUACCAAUGCAGGGCCAGCUGGAGGCCCGGUCGCGUUGAUCUCCGCAGCGAUUGAUAUGGCGCAGCCUGAAGAAGACAUCGAGAUGGGGCACCAGGAGCAGCCUGUGAUGGUGGAGGAAAACAUCAAGAUGGGUGUCCAGCUGGUGUCUGUGGACGCGGUCUUCGGUGCGGUCGCAGCAGCACUGAUCGCAGCAGAAGAUGGAGGCGGCAACAUCGAGCAAGACAUCGAUGCAGUGCUAGACCACUUUGGGUUUGUGCAGGAGUGCACUGUCGCUCACCUCGACCAGGAGGACGCAUCUGUGGGGGACAUCACACUCGUUGGUGGCGCACUUGACGAAGACCACAACGCGACGUCUGAUCAGGAUUGGGACACGACGUUCGUGGAGGACGCUAUUGCAUCUUCGUCGCCGAAGACGGAGAAGCAGAGUAGGCUUCCUGCAAUGCCACUCCCGGAGGUCGUGGUGUCUGGGUCGGAUCUCGGCGAGCAGGUUGUCGUCGCUGGACUGGAGCACGUCUCCAUCCCGCCCACCUCGUCCGCGCCUGUUAUCAGCCUGCAGACCCUUUUGGAUGUCAUUGCUCCCCACCCCGAGCUGCCCGACCGUCUCCUCGAGGGCCCAGUUCAGACCGCUGGGCCGACGUUCGACAUGCAAUCGCUAUACUCGACACUCCCUACGAACACCACUGAAGACGCAGAGAAGACGACGAACGCAGGUUCAUUCUCUAGAGCGACGAGAAGCGGCAAGGUGUAUGGCGGCGGCAUCAGCAAGGCCAAGAAGACUGUCGCCCAGCCGGCGCGCAAGUGCACGUCUAGUUUGUCGAGUGGGCUACUGGAUAACGACGCGUUCAGGGCGGUGCGCAACAAGAGUGCGGCAGAGCAGAAGGCGCGGAAGGACACACGCAAGCGAUACAAGAAGAUAUCGCGGAAGCUUGCACGACAGGACGCGGAGAGCGCGGAACCCAAGGGAGGCUGUGGACGAUUCCGGCUAUCAGCUGUGAAUCCAAAGACCGGACGGCGCGAGAAGAUGACGCCGAUCACCACGAUCAAGGAGAGCACCGACGACGACCUCGACGUUGACGUGCUAUGUCGCAUGUCGUCGAGUCUGUCGUUGACGACGUCGCCCCAUGGGCGCACCGGUACUCAAGAGGCGACGGAUUGUGCGGACGACCUGCUGGGUGCGUUUGCAUCGUUUGGGCUCUCGACGGACGCUCCCGUGGCAUCGUCGACAGGCGGCUCGGCGCUAGACGAUCUGUGCGACCUCUUCAAUGCGCUGGUCUGA